This is a messenger RNA of Capronia epimyces CBS 606.96, 1824 nucleotides long. RefSeq lists its product as uncharacterized. The transcript has a single exon. NCBI's taxonomy places the organism in Eukaryota, Fungi, Ascomycota, Eurotiomycetes, Chaetothyriales, Herpotrichiellaceae. The record is from RefSeq and is a predicted model, not a curated record. The coding region runs from base 1 to 1824 and encodes 607 amino acids.
AUGGAAGCAGAAAUAUCCUACAUGAAUACUUCGGAGAUCGCACAAACCAUCAAGUCGACGCAUCUCGAGCUCGCUUACGAACGCGCCGUCCGCCAAGCAGAGCGCAUCUACGAAGAAGAGCGCGUGCGGGCCUUACGCGUUCAGCUACUUCUUCUUCAAGACGACCGCGGCGAACUCCAAGACCAAGCUCUGCAGAACGAGGACACGCAGAAUCAAUUAGAGGAGAUAAAUGACGAGUUGAGGGCGCAAUUUUCCGACCUCGAAGCCGAGCUGCAGCAGACACAGGUGGACCUAAAAGUACGAAACCGAGACCUAGACCAUCUCAAAGCAGAGGUGAAUGCCUUGAACUCUGCAAGCGCUGAAGCGACGAAACUUUUGUCAGAGAAGCUAGCAUUAGCCAGAGAGCUCAACACAAUGAAACCCGAACUAGAACAUCUCAGAUCACAAGCAUCGAUACAGCAAAAUCUGCUCGCUGAAAAACUGGGAUUGCAACGAGAAUUGAACUCGCUGCAGGUGGAGCUGGAGACAGAGAAAAGAACGGUGCAACGAAUCAAAGCUCAGGAGAAGUCGGCUGCUCGUGAAGACUCGGCCUUGACGAUGGAGAUUGAGCAACUGAGGAAAGACCUGGCCAACGCCCAACGCGAAGCUCAGAGGCAUGAUCGUGAAAGCAGCUCGGAGAUUGAUGAGCUCAAAAAGGAACUCGCUAAAGCUCAACGCGACGCCCAGAAAAACGAUCGGGCGAGCAAGGCCGAGAUUGAAGAGCUCAAGAAAGAGCUCGCCAAGGCACAACGUGACGCUCACAAGAGUGUGCACCAGGACAACUCCGAGAUUGAAGAACUGAAGAAAGAACUUGCAAAGGCGCAACGUGAAGCACAGAAGAUCGAUCGCGAACACAGAAAGAAGACAGCGCAGUGGGAAAGCGAAAAGGAAAUCCUCGAGGGAAAGCUCGAUGCCUUUCGCAACAAACUCCGGUCUACGAAGGAUCAACUCACGGAGGCGCAGGACGAGAUUGAACAACUGCAAGCAGCGAAAAUGGCCCAAGCGGUGGAGAUGACGAAGGCGAGACUCAGCGGGACCACCACAGCGAAUCCUAGAAAGAGGAAUGUUGCACGGUUCGAUCCUGACAUGACAAUUGGAACGCCGGGUCAAGGAGGCCCAGCUGCAAAGAAGCAACGGGCUUCAGUCAGUCUGAGCGAUAAGUCGACGUUCUCUAUCACGCCUUUCUUGAAUCGCACUCUGAGCAUUCUGCCCGAGACACCAGGUGAGGCGGAAGAAGAACCUCGGAAGAAGCCUCAAAAAUCAAAGCAAAAGCAAGUUGAUGGGGCUGCUGAAGAGACAGAUAAUGCAUCGGAAGCCGACCUGACCAACAAGAAGUCCGGCAAGCCUGCCACAGCAAAGAAACCAACCGCAUCGGCAACCAAAUUGAAGCGCUCUCUGCCGCUGAAAGAAACCACCAACUCAAAGGGGAACACCACAAUGAAGAAGCCACAGCUGUCACAGCUCCUUGAAGAGGACUCCGACCUGGAAAGCGAGCAAGAUGACGCCCAUGGCAACGGUGACAAGGAAAAUAACGAGCAACCAGACCACGCCGACAUGAAAACUCAGGAAAUCAAAGAGAUACCGCAGAAGGAUAAGGUCUCGAAACGAACGAACAUUUUUGAUGACGAAGAGGACAGCGCGUCAGCUCCGAAGGUUAGGAGCCUUGGUCGUGGCAGCAUCGCGCUGGGGAAGGUCACCCUGAAGGCCAAGCCUGUAGGCAAAGGCAAGACGUUGGCGGAGUUUUCGCCUCUUAAGAGGGACCGGAGGGCUGCUAGUGUUCUCUGA